Sphaeroforma arctica JP610 is the source of this 219-nucleotide messenger RNA. RefSeq lists its product as hypothetical. Lineage: Eukaryota; Ichthyosporea; Ichthyophonida. The transcript has a single exon. The annotation marks the transcript as partial. The record is from RefSeq and is a predicted model, not a curated record.
AUGUCAUUUAAUUGUUCGUAUCGGCAUUUGCAACCCGCACAGGAACAAACAUUAGCGACGCAGACACUAGAGGCUGUCAACACGUCAUCGGCAUACUCACAGAUCUUGUCGCACAUGCUACUCAAUGAGAAUGACGUAACAUUCACGGACAUGGUAGUGCGGCAGGAGAAGCAAACUGAACGCGUUCCCCUCGUGAUCGGUUAUUGGCUGGGGAUGAAG